This is a messenger RNA of Ostrea edulis (European flat oyster), 762 nucleotides long. Its product is annotated as glycine N-acyltransferase-like protein 3. The record is from RefSeq and is a predicted model, not a curated record. The coding region runs from base 67 to 717 and encodes 216 amino acids. The transcript has 4 exons. Gene Ontology annotation, cellular component: mitochondrion. NCBI's taxonomy places the organism in Eukaryota, Metazoa, Mollusca, Bivalvia, Ostreida, Ostreidae. Gene Ontology annotation, molecular function: glycine N-acyltransferase activity.
GACGUGUCCCCACACAGAGUAAACGGUUUCUGUCGGAGGGAGGAGUGUAGUGUCGGUUUACAUCGCAUGAUUUGUCACAUCCUUCACAAUUCGCCUUCUGACAUUCUUCUUUAUGGUGGACCAAGAAGAAUGGUGGAAAUCAUUUCUAUGUCACGUGAUGCAGAUACGGCCAACAUUUCGGGAGCUGGGUGCUGCGGAUCCACGAAAAUUCAAGACAAUGAACCCUCACCAGUUGCCGGCAUUCACAAUGCAUACCAAGUAUCGAUGGAAACCUGGAAGAAAAUUGAAGUUCCAACUCCCUUUACCGUAUCUACCAUUUCUGAGGAGCAUAUGGAGGUAAUUCUGAGUCAAUGGAAGCACAAAGACGGUCUUAGUGAUGCCAGGGAUUAUUUUACAACCAUGGCUACGUCUCUGGAAUCCGUGUGUAUACUAAACGAGAAGGGACAGCCUGUGGCCUGGGGGUUUGAACAACAUUACGGAGCCAUCGGGAUCGUCCACGUCUUACCAGAGUAUCGUAGAAAGAAACUGGGCAGUGCAGUAGUCUCUCUUUUGUCGGAGAAACUCCUGCAGAAACACGACUUUGUAUACUCCGCUAUUGCAGCAGACAACACGGCUUCAAUCGUGAUGCACAGGUAUGUUGGAUACGAAGAAUGUAAUGCAGACCCUGAAUCAGUCUUCAACUGGUUUAUGUAUGAGAAAGACAAAAAGAAACAAUGAACAAUAAUCACUAUUGAAGAGGUUACCCAUUAAAAAGGCACACUU